GUGGUAUCCCCCCCAUCAAGAGUGUCCCACUUCCGAGAGAGAGAGAGGGAGUCAACCACUUCACACAGAGAGAGUGAGAGCUCUCGAGCCCAGCCUAGCAUCUGUGACGGUUCCCCUGUUAAACGGCAGCUGCGCCGAAUUCAGCAAAUGCUCCUCAGCCCCUCCAGGACGGAGCCAGACGCCAGGAGACUCGGGGGAGGAGGGGGUUCACCCUGCGUUUGGCUGCCCAGCGUGAUGAGCCAAAGCUGGGGACCAUGUUGAAGCCCAGCUGGCCAUGGAACAGGCCCCUGGGGCUGCUUUUGUGCAGGCAUGGAUUAUAGCCUUGCUGCUUGCUGAUGCCGCCUCUCACUCUUUUUUUUUUUCUCGACGUGGAUAUCUGCCAUGAGCAUUGUUAAAGGAUAAUAAGGAGGAAGUGAAGGCUGUGAGUUGAGCCCCGUAGAAAGAGCAAGAGGAGGGCUUCCAGCAGCAGUGAUGAAGAGGCCCUUCCUCCUCCCUGGCUCUCUCUACAGGGUCCCUGCUGGGGAACCUGUACCUUUUAUCUAAGGCGUCUGCAGACUGUGAAUCUCAAAGGGAAUAUUUAUUCUGGAUUCAUAAUUGGGGAAAUCUUUCUGUGGAAAUACGCAGCACACAUUUUUGGGCUGACGAAACCCAAGGAAUAAAGGAAUGGAUUAUAAGCACAGCACUGUUUUAUUGCUGCUCUAUCUUUAAGCCAUCUCUCUAUUCUCCUUAUACUUACACACUCACCUGUCACCCGUGCGCCCCUCUCGCCUCGCGGACCCCGUCGCCAUGGCGGCGGCCUACCGCGUGGUGGUGAGCAGCGUGAGCUGUUACAACAGCGUGGUGGUGGACCGGCGGGUGCACAAGCACGCCGUGCACUACUGCGCGGGGCCGUGUGGCGCCGUGUCGCAGGGGCUUGACUGCGCCGUGGCCCACCGCGGCACGUGCUCUGAGCUGCUGGUGGCCCCCGAGCACGGGCCCCUGGACCGCAACUGUUCCAUGCACACGUACUCUCAUCACAUCACCACGGCGACCGGGACGACCUACCAGGUCUCCGCCGGCCACGGGAAUAGUCUUUCCGUGGACACGGGCGGGGGUCUGGAGAGGGCAGGGAGCACCGGCAACAUGUCCGUGGGAGAGGAGAGCCCCCCGUGGAGGGUGAAGAAGUCCCCCGGCGGGGGGGGCGGCGGCUCCAUGGGGAACCUGGCGUCCGCCACCAGUCUGAAGGACAUCACGGGCGAGGCCAUCAACCUCGCCAGCGGGAAGCUCAAGGAGUUCUCCUUCGAUAAGCUCCGCCUCUCCGCGUCCAGCCACGUCACCUUCCGCAAGGGCCGCAAGGUGCGCCCCGAUUCGUUCAGCCGCCGCUCCACCGACCUGGACAUCAUCUACGGCCACUUCAGCUCCUCGGUGACCACCAACGGCUACACCGCUAACGCUAGCCCCGUGAAUGGCACGGCGGCGGCGGCGGCGGCGGCGGCGUCCAACGACGAGAACCUCCCGCCGUUCACUGCGGCCAAAGGGCCGACGGUGGAGGAGGGGAAGGCGAAGGGGGCGGGCAGCUUGUCCGCGGUCACCAAGGUCGGCGGAGGCUCGACGGGCAGCCUCUCCAGCGCGUGCAGCGGGUCCCUGGACCAGGGCCUGAACACGGUGGCCUCGCUGUACCUCAACACACUGGGGGAGGAGAACCUGAUCGCCAGGCUCCUGGAGAAGACCCGGGCCGAGGCGGGCAACGGAGCGGGCGGAGAGGACAUCCGCGCCUGCCUGGACAUCCUGCUGAAGUGCUCGGAGGACCUGAAGAAGUGCACGGACAUCAUCAAGCAGUGCAUCCGGCGCAAGGGCCCCGGCGGGAGCGGAUCGGACGACGAGGGGGCCAAUCCCGAGAGCAUUUACCGGGCUGUGAUGACUCGACUGAGCUCCUACCUGAAGAGGCUUCCCCUGGAGCUGGAGGGCAUCGGGGGUCUCGGCCGCCUGGUCGGUGGGCAAGGGGGCCCGGGGGCACCGUCCAGCGGGCACAGUGAGCUGGCGGAGCUCGUCAACAGCCUCCACUCCAUCCAGCAGGGUCCCUUCUCCCCCAUCUUCGGCCACGAUCAACCCCCCCGAUACGAGGAUGUGGUGCAGUCCCCCCCGCUCCCGAAGUCCCCGUCCCUGCCCUCCUCUGCUCCGGCCCCGUCCAGCUGCUCAGCGACCUACUCAUCGACUUCCUCCUCCAACUCCUCGUCCUCUUCCUCAUCCCCUUCGAGGGCAGAGACCGUAAACGCCAUGCAGCUGCAGGGCUCCAAACCGAGUCAGCUGACCAACGGACUGCAGCGUUCCCCCCACCACCAUGCUCUCCCUCCCCCGGCGUUCACGCAUUCUGCCUCCUCGCCUUCGUCGUCUCCGUCACACUCCCCUCUCCCACUCUACAACCACGCCCUGCCGGCAACCCCCAUGGAGGCGCUCUUCAUCGAGGAGGACGCCGAUGUCGGCAAGAGUGGUGAACAGUCGUCCCCGCAAGCGUAUACCCCCAGCAGGGGAGCGAUGGAGAGACGUUCCCAGUCGCAGAUCAGAAACGGCACGGCGUAUGCAAAAGACACACUCCCAGCCUCCCCACCUCGCACACUCCGGAGCACCUUGGGUACUCCGUCAUCCGGUGCCGGUUACAAGUCCUCGUGGGAUUCGACAAGCCCUGCGGUCCCCAAAGCCGACCCGGGAACGCCGUACAGGAACGACGACAUCGACAAGCUCCUGCUGGACUUGGAGAACCUCUCCCAGAGCAUGAACCACCAGAGGGAGAAAGAGCCUCCUCUGCCGGUGAAGACCAGGAAGAUGACGGGGGAGGGUGGCGUGGGCAAGACUGCCACCCUUGCUCCACCCCAGCCCUCUGCAAAGCUUCAAUCCAAGGCACAGACCCAGACACCAGCGAAUCACCAUUUCACCAAUGGCUCUAACUCCAAGGCCACACAAGGCCUGACACCUGUGCCUCUCCCGGGGGAAGGCCAUGGAGAAGGUGGUGGUGGUGGGGGGGGGGAAGAGGACGGGGCCCUGCUUCUGCGGAUCCUGGAGAGCAUCGAGAGCUUUGCUCAGGAAUUGGUGGACUCUGGGGCGGGGAGCACCGGCAGUUCGGAGAGGAGCAGUGGGAAGGAGAGGGAAGUGAUGAGACUUCUGCAGGAUACACUUGCCACGGCCGGCAGGGCUGACACCCCUCCUCAGAGCACACGGAUGUCGGCGCUUGCCUCUGUGCCGCCCGUGAACCGACCUGAACCGGUUCCUGCUGUGCCUCCGAAACACAGCCACUCGAACCCUCCUGCGGCUUCGCCAGCACCCGUCCCUCACACACCCGUCCCUCACACACCCGUCACUCACACACCCGUCCCUCACACACCCGUCCCUCACACACCCGUCCCUCACACACCCGUCCCACACACACCCGUCACUCACACACCCGUCCAACACACACCCGUCCCACACACACCCGUCCAACACACACCUGUCACUCACACACCCGUCCCACAGACACCCGUCCCACACACGCCUGUCACUCACACACCCGUCCCACACACACCUGUCCCUCACACACCUGUCCCACAGACACCCGUCCCACACACGCCUGCUCCCUCUGAACCUCUGUUUGCGGCUGUACCGGAACUUUUAUCUCUUCUUCUGGCACAAGCGUCCACCACCACCACCACCACCACCACAGCACCCAUCCCCGCCCCCCCGCCCCUACCCGAGGCCAAGCACAAGGUCCAAGCCGAGGAAUCGGAGACCCCUGCGGCAAAAACGUCCGCGCCUUCACCUGGAGCCCUACCUUCUCCACCGGUCGUCCUAAACACCUCGACUCCGGACACUGCUCAGCCCGAAGCCUUGGCCACCGUCGUUGAGGUGACCACCGUCGCCGUCAGGGAUGAUGACGGCCCCGUGGGCAGCCCUGCUGCUGUGAGGAGCACCGGCUCCACCCUCCUGAUUCAGCAGACUCCUGAAGUGAUCCGGGUCCAGUCCAAACCAGAGAAGAAGCCCGGCACCCCUCCCCCGGCCCCGGCCGCCAUCUCCCCGGCCCCGGCCCCCCGGUCCCCCAGCCCCCCCCCUGCCCCUCGCCCUCCUCCCCCCCCCGCGGUGGUGGUGGUGGUGGUGGACCCGGCGCCGGUGCUGCUCCCCCCUCCUCCCCAGUCCGCGAUCCACAUUCCGAGGUUCUACUACCCCCGCGGGCUGCCCGUGUCGGGCCCGCCCCAGAACCACGACGCCGCCAUCGCCGCCGCCGAGGCGGCCUUCACCGAGUUCGAGGAGGAGAAGGCCGACAUCUACGAGAUGGCCAAGAUCGCCAAGGCGUGUGGGUAUCCCCUCUACUGGAAGGCGCCGCUGUUCAACGCCGCGGGCGGGGAGAGGACUGGAUUUGUGUCUGUCCACUCGUUUAUUGCGACCUGGAGAAAGCUGUUGCACAGUUGCCAUGACGACUCAUCCAUGUUCAUCUGUCUGCUGGCGAAGCCCAGCUGUAGCUACCUGGAGCAAGAGGACUUCAUCCCACUCAUGCAGGAUAUCGUGGACACCCACCCCGGGCUGACGUUUCUCAAAGAUGCGCCUGAAUUCCAUUCCCGCUACAUCACCACGGUGAUCCAGAGGAUCUUCUACGUGGUGAACCGCUCGUGGUCAGGCCGCGUCACCAUGACGGAGCUGCGGCGCAGCAACUUCCUGCAGACGCUGGCGCUGCUGGAGGAAGAGGACGACAUCAACCAGAUCACCGACUACUUCUCCUACGAGCACUUCUACGUCAUCUACUGCAAGUUCUGGGAGCUGGACACCGACCACGACCUCUACAUAGACCCCAAGGACCUGGCCCGGUACAACGACCACGCUUCUUCCAACAGGAUAAUUGAAAGAAUGUUCUCAGGAGCAGUCACCAGGGGCAACUCGGUACAGAGGGAGAACAGGAUGAGCUACGCCGAGUUCGUCUGGUUUCUCAUCUCUGAGGAGGACAAGAAAAACCCCACCAGCAUAGAGUACUGGUUCCGCUGCAUGGACAUGGAUGGAGACGGGGUCCUCUCCAUGUUUGAGCUGGAGUACUUCUACGAGGAGCAGUGUGAGCGCAUGGAGGGCAUGGGAAUCGAACCCCUGCCCUUCCAGGACCUGCUCUGUCAGAUGCUUGACCUGGUCAAGCCAAAGAGCCAGGGUAAGAUCACCCUGAGUGACCUGAAGCGAUGCCGGAUGGCUCAUAUCUUCCUGGACACCUUCUUCAACCUGGAGAAGUACCUGGACCACGAGCAGAGAGACCCCUUUGCUCUGCAGAAGGACAUUGACACUGAGGGUCCAGAGCCGUCUGACUGGGAUAAGUAUGCGUCUGAGGAGUACGAGAUCCUAGUGGCCGAGGAGACCGCCAACGAGCAGCUACACGAUGCGUCCUUCGAUGACGACUACGAGUCGGACGAGCUCCAAGUGCCCGGGGACAUUGGAAAUAAGAUGGAGAAACUGGUGAUUUCAGACCUCACCGCGUGAAGAAACCUCCAGUCUGGGGACUCCCCGAAAGACCCCCCUCAGCCCUGUCAACUCUUCCACUGCCCAAGCAGGAGGCACAGAGUGGGACCCCCCCUCGCCCCCUGAAGACGAUGUUGAGAAAUGUCCCCUGAAUUGACCCACUGUUGAUGAUGAUGUGUGUGAGAUGUGUGACCUUUAAGCCAAGACACUCUUCUGGUGCAAUAAUACAUCUGUUUUCAAACAGAGAUAAGAAAAAGAGGGGCGUGAGUGAAAGGGGACGGGGGGGGCUUGUGAAUUCACUAAUCUCUGGGAAACAAACAACAAAAACAUUUUCUGUUGUGUCUUACCCUACCGACAAUCUCAUGAGGAGACAAUCGUAUAUAUAUCCUAUUUUUGUGCUACAUUAAGUAUUAACGUUCUCCUCACACGACUGCCAGCAUAACUUUUUUUGGUCGGCACAGACCUGCAUUGACACGGUUGAUGGACAAACUUUUCCCUGUGAAGAAAAUUUAUCAAUCGUCCAUCCACAGCCAAGACAUACACCCUUUGGUGGAGAAAAAAAUCAACAUAAUUUCCACCACCAUUUCACACGCCCUCUGUCCCCCCCUGGUGGCCGGCCGCCGCAACUGCAGGCCGAACAGGUGACACGCGACCCGUCCCUCUGACUACACAACGACGACAGGCGAAGGGAGCAGAGUUCACGGAGCAGGCCGUUUCUAUUUUUAGAACGCCAGGCAAUCUGCUGAUUGUUUUGCGACACUCCUGGAAUCCCUUUGUCGAGGCUUGAAACCUGCCCGGGGAGCGUGCAGCAGGCACAUGGGAGCCGGAAUGUUCCGCCCAUGUCCUCAAUCACCCCCACCCCCACCCCUCCUCCCUCCUAUUUUUUUCAAUGUCGCUCAAGGUAUGCUCAUUCUGUACAUAGAAUAACAUUUUAAAGUAAAAAAUACUAAGGACUAAAAAGGAAGACACGUCACACUCUCUGGUAGAGUUGUACACACAUUUCCAGCCCGGAGACCCAGAGGUUCUCCGAAAUGAAGACACUUGUGAGAUUCAGCCUUUUUGUUUGCAUUAGGAGUGGACUAGUUUCCAUGAAUUCACCCACCACCCCCCCCCCCCCAAUACCCUCACACCCCUGCAGUUGCACAACGCAUACAGUGUUUUACCUUUUGCCCAAUCGAUUGUUACCAAAAAAAAACAUGCGUGUGCUCGUCGGUGUAACUACUCCCCUUCGAUUAUUAUAGAACCCCUUGUUUGCUGUGUUUUUUUGUACGUCCUACAUUUCAGUUCGCCUUUCAAAAACAUUUAACUUAUAACUUUUGUUAUUUAGCGGAUGCUCCACGGUUUCAGGAAAGUAUUUUUAAUAUAAAUAUUCUGACGGUUCUUUAUUUUAAUGUAUGUAAUCAUUCUCACCCUGCUGCAUAUUCAAGACACACUGGCCUGUUUCUUUCGCUCCAUAAUUACCUUACUGCAUUCACCGGGAAAAGUGCAUGUGUUUGUUUAUUUGUGUGUGUGUGUGUGUGUGUGUGUGUGUGUGCGUGCGCGUGUGCGAGAACUACCCUUACUGUGUGUUGCUUAUAAAAUCUUAGAUCUAGGGGUGUGUUCUGAGGAGCGUGCUAGGUUACUGAGCAGUGUGUGGCAGUUUGAUAGAAAAUAACCGUUGCCAAGAGAACAGUGUUCUCGGGGGCUGACAAAAGCGCUCUCGCUUGUUUAACUCUUUUAAUUAGCACGGGGAGAACACUUGUCCUCGAGGGCUUGGAGUUCACCGGCUCUUCCUGGGUGAUACACACACAUUCACACGUGACACUCAACGGCAUACACAGGCACACACACACACAGACAGACUUGAAUACACAUAUGAAUACACACAGAAACAUGCACACACAUUCACACAGGCACUCACACAGACGCACAGAUACACACACACACACACACACACACACACACACACACACAGAGAGACACACCUAUACACAAACAGACACACAGGCAAACAGCUAGGCACACGCACAUCAGUCCGUCUAACAAGAGUGAAGGAAAACGAGUAAACAACGCAAGGCCUCGGGUUGAUAAAUUAUCAUUUUGACAAUGUUUUAACGUUUUUUCUUGCUGUGCCACUGUGUGGCUUAUGUGCGUACAAUGGUGGCUGAGUAGGUAUUUUGGAAUGCCCACGUGUGUGUGUGUGUGUGUGUGUGUGUGACAUGCAGUGACAUCAAUGAUGAUUACGCCAUCCUCCAAAAAUGGGGCAACGGCCUCUAAAGCAGGGGCUUCCCAAACUUGUUAAUGCCGUGAGGUACUUUCAGGCACAGAGCCAGGCCCAUGAGUCACCUAAAAUAAGCAAUGCAUUCUCACAACUAGGUCAAAACAGCUAGAGAGCUUACAUGUAUCUAUGUCCAUUGUUCAUCUUUAUAGUAUUGACCACCUUUCACUCCUCAAACGUACUUCUGUAAUUAAAUAUAUGUUUUUUGGAAAUGUUACAAAAAACGUUUAUGGUGGGAAUCCCGUGACUUGGACCCUCUUUUAAGGGGUUGCAAACGAGUUUGGAAACCACUACUGUAUAGGACAGGAGGAGACAGACAAUCAUGCACUUAGUACACACACAUACACACUUCCUUUUGGGAGCGGUACCUGACUGCUUUUCCGAUACACUUACAAACACACACACAUACACGCACACAUAUACACACACACAAACAUAAAUACAUCCGCGCAACUUACGGGACAAAUCCGUCUGAUUGAUCCUCAACUAAAAUAGUUGGAGAGAAUGUAUCGUGUGGUGUUGCAGUUCUCAGUGUCUGACUACUGAGUACCGAAUGAGGACAGUGUGGGGAAAGAUUUGUGUUAUCAUGAAACACUUUCUGAGACUUUCUUGGGAGUUUUGCUUUGAAUUGAGAGGUCUACUCAGAGCAUUAGACAGCAGACGUUUACUGUCGUACAUCGUUGCAGAGGGGAGACUGGAUUAAAUGUAUUUGAUAAUUUACCUUCUUCCUUUACCUCUUUACUCUUUUUUUCUCUAUCCUUCUUUUCCUUUAUUUCCCGACCUUUAUCCUGCCAACAAGUUACCUGUCCUGUUAUUGCUUUACUUUGAAGCAAAAUAAAGUCAAAUUAAUAUUUUAAGAGAAUUCUCUUGAUCUGAUGGUUGACCCAACAUAUAAAGAGACACACCCACCUACAAACCAAUAUCUCACACAGACACACACAGACAGACACACACACACGCACACGCACACACACGCACGCUGUGUGUGCCCAAAUAGCUUGUAUCCCUUUUGACUUUGAUAUAGAAUCUCAAAAUAAAAUGCUGGUAGCACUUUAUUAUAAAGUUCAGUCAUAAGUAAUUUAGGUAAUGAUGAUCAUUCAUAAUCUAUAAGUUCUUAUCAAUGAUAAGUUAAUUGCCAAAGGCUUAUAAAUGACCAGAAAUGCCACUGUCUAAGGAAUACAAACCAGUGCAUCGCCCACAGUUGGGUGCGUUGCUCAAGAGAAGCAUGAGGAGUCCAGCCAGCAACCUCCAGAGAUGUUUUAUUGGUCCAGACAUGAGUGCAAUCAACUUGCUCAGUGCAUUUACAUAGCAAAAAACACACUAGCCAAAACUUUAUUUUGUAAACUUGGAAUUGUCAACCAAUGGUGUUCUGGGACACCUGACGCAGGCACGGUUCACACUCAAGUCUAGGUCAUUGCUGCCUGUUCCCCUGCCUGGUGCUGCUGUUGCUGCUAUGGCGGCGCCGGUGUUGUUAUGCGUCAAACUGGCCCUCUGGAGAGUGUCAUUGUUUUAUUGAUGGAAGAAUUACCCGGCCAGGAGGUGAGGGUUUGGGGGGAGGGUGGGGAGGGGGGCGUUUCUCAAGCUAAUCAAAGCCAUUUGUACCAUGGUUACUCAAUGGACCACUUCAUCUUUCGACUCUAGGCAUGGUAAUAUACUAUUUUCCAUAUAGCUAACUGGACUGAACUUAAGGACAGCAGAGGUGUUUACCACAUUUAACAUGUAUAUGUGGUACAUGUAUUAAAAAGUUAUCUUACAAAUGC
This is a messenger RNA of Gadus macrocephalus (Pacific cod), 9459 nucleotides long. RefSeq names its product protein phosphatase 2, regulatory subunit B'', alpha (gene ppp2r3a). Gene Ontology annotation, biological process: protein dephosphorylation. Gene Ontology annotation, molecular function: calcium ion binding; protein phosphatase regulator activity. The record is from RefSeq and is a predicted model, not a curated record. Lineage: Eukaryota; Metazoa; Chordata; Actinopteri; Gadiformes; Gadidae. Gene Ontology annotation, cellular component: protein phosphatase type 2A complex.